This is a messenger RNA of Aphanomyces astaci, 1797 nucleotides long. RefSeq names its product asparagine synthase (glutamine-hydrolyzing). Gene Ontology annotation, cellular component: cytosol. Gene Ontology annotation, molecular function: asparagine synthase (glutamine-hydrolyzing) activity. Lineage: Eukaryota; Oomycota; Saprolegniomycetes; Saprolegniales; Verrucalvaceae. The record is from RefSeq and is a predicted model, not a curated record. The transcript is spliced from 10 exons. Bases 31 to 1719 code for a protein of 562 amino acids.
AUUUUCCCUGACCAUUAGAAGACAGACACCAUGUGCGGCAUCGUAGCGAUCUAUGCGUCCAUGCUGAACAACGACGACCUGCGUAAAGCUAUCUUGGAUGCAGGAAAGAAGAUCCGACACCGCGGGCCGGACUGGAACGGCGUGCGCAUCCUGCCCAAGGGCAUCGCCAUCGAACACGAACGAUUGGCGAUCAUCGACCCUGAAUCCGGCGCGCAGCCGCUCGUGAGCAACGACGGCACGAUCACGUUGGCCGUGAACGGCGAAGUGUACAACUACAAGGAACUCAUGGCGACGUUGCAGACGCCGUACACGUUCAAGACCAAGUCUGACUGUGAAGUGAUUAUCCCGCUGUACAAGCAGCAUGGCACGGCGUUUCUGCGUCACCUCCGCGGCAUGUUUUCGUUCGUCCUGUACGAUUCCGCCAAGGACGUGUUGAUCGCUGCCCGCGACCACAUGGGGAUCACGCCGCUGUACUAUGGGUACGGCGCCGACGGCAGCGUCUGGUUUGCGUCCGAAAUGAAAGCUUUGGAGCAUGGCUGCGUUCGCUUUGACUUGUUUCCGCCCGGACAUGUCUUUACGAGCACGACAGGAGAGUUCACACGAUGGUACACCCCUGGAUGGAUGGAACCAGGACACAUUGGCACGGUGCCGCUCAACCUAGCGACGUUGCGCGAGGCCUUUGAGACCGCCGUGACGAAACGCAUGAUGUCCGAUGUGCCGUGGGGUGUGUUGCUAUCGGGGGGGUUGGACUCGUCCCUCGUCGCGUCGAUCGCCAGCCGCCACCAAAAGAAGUUGUUUGCCGCAGGCGCCGAUACGGAGUGGAGUCCGCGAUUGCAUUCAUUUACGAUUGGUUUGGACAACUCGCCCGACUUGGCGGCGGCGAAGGAAGUCGCGAAGUCCCUCGGCACGAUCCAUCACUCGUACACGUACACGAUCCAAGAAGGCAUCGAUGCUGUGUCGGACGUCAUUUAUCAUCUGGAAACGUACGACGUGACGACGAUUCGUGCAUCGACACCCAUGUUUCUCAUGAGUCGCAAGAUCAAAGCCAUGGGCAUCAAGAUGGUGCUGUCGGGCGAAGGCGCGGACGAAGUAUUUGGGGGGUACCUCUACUUUCACAAGGCCCCCCACGCCCAAGCAUUGCACGAUGAAACUGUGAACAAACUCAAGGGAUUGCAUCAAUUCGACUGCCUUCGCGCCAACAAAUCCACGAGCGCGUGGGGCGUGGAAGCGCGCGUGCCGUUUUUGGACGCCGACUUUCUCGACGUGGCCAUGAACUUGGAUUCGACCGAGAAAAUGUGCAACCGCGAAAGUGGCCGCAUGGAAAAGUACGUUCUUCGCAAAGCGUUUGACACGCCCGAGCAUCCGUACUUGCCCAACAACAUUUUGUGGCGCCAGAAAGAGCAAUUUUCCGACGGCGUGGGCUACGGGUGGAUCGACGCGCUGAAAGAUUGGGCGGACCGCGAGAUUUCCGACCGGCAAAUGAAGCACGCUGAGCUGUUGUUUCCGUACAAUACGCCCCAGACGAAAGAAGCAUACUUGUACCGCAGCAUUUUCUCCAAGCAUUUUGAAAAGGAAGUGGCGGCGCAGACUGUUCCGGGGGGACCGAGCAUUGCAUGCAGCACGGCAGCCGCGAUCGAAUGGGAUGCAUCAUUUAAGAACGCCGCCGAUCCAUCUGGGCGCGCCAUUGCCGGCGUCCAUGUCGACGCGUAUGACCAGUAGAUGACAGAUACCCUCGAGGAUGUAAACGUUCAAGUAGAGCCUUUUGAUAAUCAAUUCAAUCUACAGUGAAGUCCGACA